AUUAAUCAUCAUUGUAAAAAAUUAAAAAUUAUUGUACAAUAGUCGUCAAUAUUUAUCGUUUCAGUCUGCACUCUGCUUCAUAUAUCUAAAAUUUGUUAUUGUAAGCGUGUAAAUAUAUAUGUAAGAAAGUGCAAAUAUUAUGACUUUUCGCGGACCACAUUUUACAAGUCAAAUAUGUGUAUAAAUUUAGUAACUAACUUCUAGAGUAUUUAGCGACACACGUCGUUCAAUAUGUGGUCAUUCUUCUCGCGAGAUCCUACAAAGGAUUUUCCGUACGAGGUCGGUGAUCCUGUGCGAGGCCUAGAAGAUAAAAGUGUGUGGUCACUACACAAAGGCAAGAAGAGAGGUUCUCAGGAUGAGGUGUCUAUAUUCCUCUUUGAUGUAAAUAAGAAUUCAGAAACUCUCUUUGAUAUUGCCAAGGCCUCUCUAAAGAAACUCAAGACUAUGAGACAUCCUAGCCUUUUACAUUACUUAGAUAGCUGUGAAACUGAGAAAUUUUUAUAUGUAGCCACAGAAUAUGUAGAACCUUUAGCAAACCAUAUAGAGAGUAUGAAACUAAGUGGUCAACAGAAAGAUCUUUUUAUAUCUUGGGGUAUUUUUCAAAUAACAAGAGCCCUAUCAUUUUUCAAUAAUGAUGGAAAUAUGAAACACAACAAUGUUUGCUUGUAUUCUGUAUUUGUGACUUUGGCCGGAGAAUGGAAGUUGGGAGGCUUUGAGUUCUUAACUGCUCAUGGCCAGGAGACAACAGGACCAAUACCUAUAAAAAUUUUACCUGCACUUGAAAUAUAUGACCCACCAGAAAAAAAAGAUCCAAGCAAACUAAAGUCUGUUACAAAAUGUUCAUCUGAUAUGUGGGGCUUAGGCUGCCUCAUUUGGGAAGUGUUUAAUGGGCCUUUAAAGAAUCAACCAGCAUUGAAAGCUGUUGAUAACAUUCCAAAACAACUAUGCACACUGUACUGUGAACUUGUCAGUGCAAACCCUGCUUCUAGAACUAACCCAGCUGAUAUCAUAACAAGAUGUCGCAAAAUUGGAGGUUACUUUAAAAAUGACUUAAUUGAUACAAUGUUGUUCUUAGAAGAAAUUCAAAUUAAGGAUAAAAUAGAAAAAGGAAAAUUCUUUUCAACACUCAGCAGUUACUUAGACAAUUUCCCUGAAUCUGUGUGUGUUCAUAAGAUUUUACCACAGCUAUUGACUGCUUUUCACUAUGGAGAUGCAGGGUCUGCUGUUUUAGCACCUAUGUUUAAGUUAGGUAAGUUACUAGAAGAUGCAGAGUAUCAGAAGCAGAUUGUGCCAUGUGUUGUUAAGCUGUUUGCAUCCAACGACCGAACAACCCGGUCACGACUGCUGCAGCAGCUCGACCAGUUUAUCAUGCAUCUGCACAACUCUACUGUGAAUGACCAAAUAUUUCCGCAAGUAGUCCACGGGUUCUUGGACACGAAUGCAGUUAUUAGAGAGCAGACUGUAAAGUCGAUAAUACACCUGGCGCCGAAACUGAACUACAACAACAUUAACGUGGAGGUCCUGCGACAUUUCGCGCGGCUGCAGUCUAAAGACGAUCAAGGGGGAAUAAGGACAAACACGACAGUGUGCCUGGGCAAGAUAGCGGCGCACCUGCACCCGCAGAUCCGGCAGAAGGUGCUGGUGUCGGCGUUCGUGCGCGCCACCCGCGACGCGUUCCCGCCCGCGCGCCAAGCUGGCGUGCUCGCACUCGCCGCCACGCAGCAGUACUUCCUGCUGGCCGAGGUCGCUAACCGCGUGCUGCCCGCGCUCUGCCCCCUCACCAACGACCCCGAGAAACAGGUUCGAGAUGCAGCAUUCAGAACUAUUAAAGGGUUCCUCGGCAAAUUAGAAAAGGUUUCCGAAGACCCGAGCCUUAAAGAAGGAAUGGAGGCGGACGUGCACACGGCGACGCCGUCGCUGAGCAACGCGGCGGCGACGUGGGCGGGGUGGGCGGUCACGGCCGUCACCGCCAAGUUCUACCGCUCACACUCCGACACCGCGCGCUGUUCCUCCGCCAAGUCCGCGCUCUCCAAGCCCGGCUCGCUGGAGCAACCGUCGUCGAGCAGCAUGUCGACGACGACGUCGUCUGUGACGUCGAUGACGUCGCUAGAGCACAGCGAGUCCGCCAGCGACUACGACCCCGAGCACUGGGACAUGGCCGCCUGGGGCGAGAUCGACUCCAGUGCAGGCACAACGGGUGCGAGCGCGAAGUCGCCGAGCAGCGGCAGCGGGCCGGCGCAGGCGCUGGGCGCGCUUUGCGAAGACGACUGGGACAACGACGAGUGGGGCACGCUGCAGGAGCAACCGAGCGCGGAAGCCGAGCUGGCGAGUCCGUCGGAGACGUGGAACAACUCGUGGGAGGGGGCGGCGGCGGGGGCGGGGCCCAACAGCGCGCGCGCCACGUACGUGCGCCUCGAGCACCGCCCCGCCGCGCACCAGAACAGCGCGGACUCGCUCGGCGGCUGGGAAGACGGCGAGUUCGAGCCCAUCGAGGAGAACGCUGACGAAAACAAUGCAUCAAAAAUGGACGAGAUGAGAAGGAAACGGGAGGAGAGGAAGUUGCAGCGGCAGCGCGAGAUGGAGGCGCGGCGGAACGCACGCGGGCAGGGGCCAAUGAAACUGGGCACCAAGAUCGCCGCCGCCCCGCCACCAUUUUAGAUAGACCCCUCAUACGACUGUCGAAGUUUCAUAUUAAAAGCACCGCUAGUUGGCAAGUGGAGGAGUUCACAGGUUCGUCUUAUUUAAUACUUUGUAAUUGUAAAGGUUCGAAUGUACUGUACUUACGAAAACGAGACAACACUGCAGAAAUGUUGGUACAUUACGCAGUAUUGAAUUUGUGACUUUUUGACAUAAUAUAAAGUAACUUACUGCGGUAGGAUAACA
Aricia agestis (brown argus) is the source of this 2883-nucleotide messenger RNA. RefSeq names its product N-terminal kinase-like protein (gene yata). Gene Ontology annotation, molecular function: protein binding; ATP binding; protein kinase activity. The transcript is spliced from 13 exons. The record is from RefSeq and is a predicted model, not a curated record. Gene Ontology annotation, biological process: protein phosphorylation. The coding region runs from base 232 to 2658 and encodes 808 amino acids. NCBI's taxonomy places the organism in Eukaryota, Metazoa, Arthropoda, Insecta, Lepidoptera, Lycaenidae.